AAAAAAGUCUUGAAUAAAAAAAAUUUUUCUAUUUUUGCAUUAAUAGUAUUUACCCAAAAUCAAUUAGUUGAUAAAAAAAAAAUGAUUAAAUUAUGGAUUUAUAUAUUAUAUAUAUUAUUAAUGGUUACAACGCAGUUAAAUCAAAAUUUAGUUCAUGGACAAAGUGUAACAAACUAUAAUGUUGGAAUUGGAAUAGCUGAUAUAACAGGAAUAGUAGCUGGAGUUAAUAUGAUGGGAUAUGCGAUGCCAGGACAAAUCGCAUCAGGAUUACAUAUAAGACAAAGAUCAAGAGCAUUUAUUAUAAUAGAUCCAGAUACUGGUAAAAGGGUUGUAUUUGUUUCCGCCGAUCUUGCUAUGGGAUCAUUAGCUGUUAGAAGAGCAACUUUAGAAAAAUUAAAAGAAUCCUUUGGUGAUCUUUAUAAUGAUGAAAAUGUUGCCAUAUCAGGAACACAUACACAUGCUGGACCAGCCGGAUAUUUGCAAUAUGCGUUAUAUCAAAUAACAUCAUUUGGAUAUUUUAAAGAGAAUACGGAAGCUAUAUCAACAGGAAUUUAUAAUUCUAUAGUAAAAGCUCAUAAUUCAAUUCAACCAGCAUCAAUAUUCGUAUCAACUGGAGAAUUAUUAAAUACAAAUAUAAAUAGAUCACCAUUUUCGUAUGAACAAAAUCCUGAAGAAGAAAGAUCUCAAUAUAAAUAUAAUGUAGAUAAAGAAAUGAUCUUAUUAAAAUUCACAAAUGCGAAAGGUGAUGUUAUUGGUAGUAUAAAUUGGUUUCCUGUACACCCCGUAUCUAUGAUGAAUAACAAUACAUUAGUAUCAGGAGAUAAUAAAGGAACCGCAUCAUAUUUCUUAGAAAGGGAAUAUAAUAAUAGUACUUUACCUGGUGAAGAAACUAUUAUACAUGCUUUUGCUAAUAGUAAUUUGGGUGAUAGCUCACCAAAUAUUUUUGGCCCUUAUUGUGCUGAUACAGGAUUACCUUGUGAAUAUAGGACGAGUACUUGUAAUGGAAAGAAAGAAACUUGUUUCGGUAGAGGUUAUGGUUAUUUAACUGGGGAUGACAUAUAUGCUACAAGAAAGAUUGCGGAAUUGCAUGUUGCUAAAGCUAAAGAAUUAAUUGAUACAGCUAAAACUCCUAUUACUGGUAGUAUUGAUUAUAAAUUUACAAAAGUCAAUAUUCAAAAUUAUAAUUUUACUCUUAAUGGAAAAACUGUUUCUUUAUGUAAAGCGGCUCUUGGUUAUAGUAUGAUUGCUGGUACAACUGAUGGUCCAGGUGGAUUUAAUUUUAUUCAAGGUGAUAAUAGUACUGGUAACCCUUUUUGGAAAUUAAUUACACGUAUAAUAAAACAACCUACUAAAGAGACAAUAGAAUGCCAAAGACCUAAGCCAAUCGUAUUGGCUACGGGUGAAAUGAGAUCUCCUUAUGAUUUUACUCCUUCCAUUAUCGAAAUUCAACUAUUAAAAAUUGGUAAUUUUAUAAUUUGUGUCGUACCUGGUGAAUUUACUACUAUGAGCGGUAGAAGAUUAACUAAGACUGUAAAGAACAUUUUGAUGAAAAAAGGAGUCAUUGAUGAAAAUGGAAUUGUAAUCGUUAGUGGUCCUUCAAAUUCUUAUACACAUUAUAUUACUACACCUGAAGAAUAUCUCGUACAAAGAUAUGAAGGUGGUUCAACAAUUUAUGGUCCAAAUACUUUAAACGCUUAUCUUCAAUUAUAUACAGAUUUAUCUAUUGCAUUAGCUGAUAAUCUUUAUGUACCAAUAGGUCCUGAAGCUCCUGAUUUUACUGAUAAAGCUUUAAAUUUUGUACUACCAGUUAUUGUUGAUAUUCCUCCUCUAUUCAAAAAAUUUGGUGAUGUUACAAAAGAUGCUAAUAAAAAAUACAUUAGAGGUGAAACUGUUGCAGUUGAAUUUGUUGGUGGUCACCCCAAAAAUCAUAUUCAAUUAGAAGGUAGUUUUCUUUAUGUGCAAAGAUUGGAAAAUAAUAAUAAUUGGGUUAAUUUUAAAAAUGAUGGAGAUAUAACUACAAAAUUUAAAUGGUUGGGUAAUAGUAUUGUUAGAAUUACUUGGGAAAUUGAUGAUGAUGUUGAAGCUGGAACUUAUCGUAUAUUUUAUCAAGGACAUCAUAAACAACUUGGUGGUAAAAUUGUGCCUGAAUUCGGUAUUACUUCUAAUUUUCUUGUAUCCUAAUCCUAAUUCUCGGUAAUAUAGGUUUCUAUGUAAGUUAUUAUUUUAAAUGUUGUACAAUGUAAUGUAUCAUAUGGAUGGAUAUUAAGUUAAAAUAUAUUAGAUGUAAAUUAUAAUAAAAAAUAAAAAAAAAAAAAUUAAAAUUAACUCUAUUAUAUAUUAUAUGAAGAACAGAAUUUGAA
Messenger RNA from Rhizophagus irregularis DAOM 181602=DAOM 197198, 2360 nucleotides. RefSeq lists its product as uncharacterized. Gene Ontology annotation, cellular component: extracellular region. NCBI's taxonomy places the organism in Eukaryota, Fungi, Glomeromycota, Glomeromycetes, Glomerales, Glomeraceae. The record is from RefSeq and is a predicted model, not a curated record. Gene Ontology annotation, molecular function: N-acylsphingosine amidohydrolase activity. Gene Ontology annotation, biological process: ceramide catabolic process; sphingosine biosynthetic process; long-chain fatty acid biosynthetic process.